CACAGACUGUAGUGAGCGAGCCGACGACGUCCCUCCAUCCAAGUCGAACCACACCACACUGCCGCCGCGUCCCGUGCUCCCAGGUGAGAUCGAGCGCGAGUAGCCAGCCGACGAUGAGCCGCCUCGUUUCCCGGCGGCACCUCGCCGCCGCCGCGGCCCUCCGACGAUCCCCCGCCGCGUUCGCUUCCAGGUGGCUGCACACGCCGGCAUUUGCGACGGUGUCCCCCGAGGAGAUCUCUGGCUCAAGCCCCGCGGAAGUGCAGAAUUUUGUGCAGGGAAAAUGGAUAAAGUCUGCUAACUGGAACUGGAUAGUCGAUCCUUUAAAUGGCGAAAAGUUUAUCAAAGUUGGUGAGGUUCAGGGGUCUGAAAUAAAGCCAUUUGUGGAGAGUUUAUCUAAAUGCCCAAAGCAUGGACUUCACAACCCACUUAGAGCUCCAGAGAGGUAUCUCAUGUAUGGAGAUAUAUCUACAAAAGCUGCACACAUGCUUGGUCAACCUGAGGUCUUAGAUUUCUUUGCUAAGCUUGUUCAAAGGGUUUCUCCGAAGAGCUAUCAACAAGCUCUUUUGGAAGUUCAAGUUUCUCAAAAAUUCUUGGAGAACUUCUGUGGAGAUCAGGUGCGCUUUCUGGCUCGGUCAUUUGCUGUACCUGGAAAUCAUGUUGGACAAAUGAGUAAUGGCUAUCGUUGGCCAUUUGGCCCAGUUGCAAUAAUCACACCAUUCAAUUUCCCAUUGGAGAUUCCCUUACUGCAACUGAUGGGUGCACUUUAUAUGGGAAAUAAACCAGUCCUCAAAGUUGACAGCAAAGUUAGCAUUGUGAUGGAACAAAUGAUCAGGUUGCUUCAUGAGUGUGGGUUGCCUGCAGAGGACGUGGACUUCAUAAAUUCUGAUGGUAUCACAAUGAACAAGCUGCUGUUGGAGGCAAAUCCAAAAAUGACCCUCUUCACUGGGAGCUCACGUGUGGCAGAGAAAUUGGCUGCAGAUUUGCAAGGCCGAAUCAAGUUAGAAGAUGCUGGUUUUGAUUGGAAAAUUCUUGGUCCAGAUGUUCAAGAGGUUGAUUAUAUUUCAUGGGUUUGCGACCAGGAUGCUUACGCUUGCAGCGGUCAGAAGUGCUCUGCUCAGUCUAUGCUAUUCAUGCACAAGAACUGGUCAUCUAGUGGGCUACUUGAGAAAAUGAAGAAACUUUCUGAAAGAAGGAAGCUUGAAGAUUUGACGAUUGGUCCAGUCCUUACUGUUACAACAGCAACCAUGAUAGAGCACAUGAACAACCUUCUCAAAAUACCAGGAUCAAAGGUUCUGUUCGGUGGUGAACCUUUGGAGAAUCACUCCAUCCCAGAAAUAUAUGGUGCUUUCAAACCGACUGCUGUAUUUGUCCCACUAGUGGAGAUCCUUAAAAAUGGUAACUUCGAGCUUGUGACAAAGGAGAUAUUUGGUCCUUUCCAGGUGGUUACAGAAUACUCUGAGGAACAGCUUGAUUUAGUAUUAGAAGCCUGCGAAAGGAUGAAUGCGCAUCUGACAGCUGCAGUAGUUUCAAACGACAAAUUGUUCCUGCAGGAAGUACUCGGUAGAUCGGUUAACGGGACAACGUAUGCUGGAAUUCGAGCAAGGACCACCGGCGCUCCGCAGAACCACUGGUUUGGUCCUGCCGGUGACCCGAGAGGCGCGGGGAUCGGCACUCCAGAAGCCAUCAAACUCGUCUGGUCUUGCCACAGGGAGAUCAUAUAUGACAUUGGUCCCUUGCCCAAGAAGUGGGCACUUCCUGCGGCUACAUGAUAUGCCUAGGCUAGGACAACUAGCUAGAAGAACACGACGGCGAUGGAGAGAAAGCAACACGGACAGAAUUAGCUGGUUGAGAACUGACAUUGUGUUGAAUAAUGGAAGCCUCGUGUAGGCAAUUGGGAGAGUCUCGACCCCCUAGGAACACAAUAAAGGUCAUAAUUAUGAAUGGAAGUACUACGAUGGUUGUCAAUGGAGCUUUAGAUGUUGCUCUAGUAAAAGAAUUAAAUUAUGCAACAUCUUCUAUGGUUCGUCA
Molecule: messenger RNA, 2028 nt
Organism: Triticum dicoccoides
Lineage: Eukaryota; Viridiplantae; Streptophyta; Magnoliopsida; Poales; Poaceae
Product: probable aldehyde dehydrogenase
Exons: 15
Coding region: 114-1769 (551 amino acids)
Cellular component (GO): mitochondrion
Molecular function (GO): L-glutamate gamma-semialdehyde dehydrogenase (NAD+) activity; aldehyde dehydrogenase (NAD+) activity
Source: RefSeq, a predicted model, not a curated record